AUGCUUUUAAUCUUUUAUCUCAAGUAUGGUCAACCUAGGUACAAGAUUUGGAACUUGAAGAAGCUUGUUGCUGUGAAAACCUAUGCUCCAAUUCCCAUAGAGCACUUCACAAACAUCAAGUUUAGAGAUUUUCGUGGAGUAGCUCGCAUCGAAGAGGAUUUCACACUUGAAAAUUUUCCAUGUAUGAUUCUGAAUGAUUGGAUUUCUUUGUUUAUGAUUUUAUCUAAGGAUGAAGCAAAGUAUGAGUCGAUUGUUUCUUAUGUGAAAAUAAUGUUGAUCUGUUAUAUUCACGAAGUCACAAAGCUGGAUGUUGAAAUUGCUAUGGUAUUGAAGAAAAAACCUAUUGUGGAUCCAAAAGAAGAAACAAUUGUUGGAUUAGGUGUCUAA
Molecule: messenger RNA, 387 nt
Organism: Lactuca saligna
Lineage: Eukaryota; Viridiplantae; Streptophyta; Magnoliopsida; Asterales; Asteraceae
Source: the annotation of a GenBank genome assembly